Messenger RNA from Cladocopium goreaui, 1532 nucleotides. The record is from the annotation of a GenBank genome assembly. NCBI's taxonomy places the organism in Eukaryota, Dinophyceae, Suessiales, Symbiodiniaceae.
AUGGAGGUCACUGCUUUCGUUGCACCUGUGACCAGUGUUAGCAGCACUGGCCCAGUGAACCAGAUUCCAGCACAUGCAGGAGCACCAGCCAGCGGCUUCGGACUGAAGGCAACUGUGGCCAUGGGUGCCGUGGCCCUCGCUGCCGGUGUCAAGCGAACUGCACGACGUGCACAGGAGAUGGCAACGCUGCCAAAGCACAUGCAGCCCGUGGCAACCCGCGCGGACUAUCCAGUGUAUGCACCUGGGCCAUCUGGUGUCCCGAACUACCCGGAGUUUGUGGGCGACUGGGCCAUCCCAGUGCCAGGAAGUUAUAAGGCCUGCUUGACCAUGACCGGACCGGAUGUGGAGACAGGUAGCGAGAUGGGCAAGCCUUGGGAUCCCCUUGGCUUCAGCAAGCUCUACGAUCGCAACUUUGACUUCAACGGCAACAUGACUUGGCCACACGUGCAGUGGCUCCGAGAAGCCGAGCUGAAGCACGGCCGCUGUGCCAUGCUGGCAGUUGUCGGCAUCUUUGCCCAGGGUUCUUUCCACAUUGAUGGAUACCCAGAGGCACCUUGGACCGAGGCCCUGCAGAAGUGCUAUGACAAUCCUCAGGGCAUUGUGGGCUUCGGCAUUGCUCAGAUCUCUGCGUUUGCCAUGGUCAUUGAGGGCAAGUUCUUCCCCAACGAUGCCUGGAUUGGCCAGAUGGACCGUGAGCCCGGAGACCUUGGCUUCGAUCCUUUGAAGCUUGCCAAGGAUGGUGAGAGCAUGAAGAGCAUGCAGCUCAAGGAGUUGAAGAACGGCCGACUCGCAAUGAUGGCCUUCAUGUCUUGCGUGGUGGGCCACUACUUGCCUGGAAGCGUCCCGGGAGUCUCCGCUUUGCCGCGUGAGUCUGCCCCAGCCCAGGCCCCUGCUUUCUGCGGUGCCACUCCUGCCAGCUCUUCCGAGACUGGAGUUUCCAAGACCGCGGCACGAUACACCACUCAGACCAUCCUGCCAUCUUUGGCUUGGAUCAAGACCGGAGUGAAGGCCUCCGAGCUGCAGCCAACUGAGCUGCGAGCUUUGACCCUUGCAGGCAACGAUGUCCUGAUUGGCAAGACCGAGGCUGGUGCACUCUUUUGCGUUGGCAACUUGUGCCCUCACAUUGGCACACCCAUGAGUGAGGGUGCGGACGUGAUUGGUGACGUGAUUGUGUGCCCUCUGCACGGCUCUUCCUUCAAGGUGACCAACGGUGAACUUAUUGACUGGUGUGUCUCUCCACCUAUCAUUGGCCCUCUCACUGGUCUGAUUGUUGAGAAGAAGAACCUCUUGGUCUUCGAGGCCCGACAGGGUGGCUUCUUGGGUUCUGGAGAGGUUGAGGUGCUUGUGGACGUCAACGCCAAGAAGGCCUAUGAAGCAAACUACUGGAAGGGCUUGUUGGAUGCCCAGGGCAAGGACGAUGGCACCUACUACUAAGCAGCAAUGAAAGAAAGGAGCAGGCUAGUUCAAUGUGCAAAGAGAGCCAGGCGCUGUUGACUUUUUGUCUCUCCUAGCAUAUCUUGCUGGCGCCGAGC